ACUCUAGGCAAUCAAUCAAUCGUAUCGUAUACUAGCCAAAAGUAAAACGGGCCGCUCGCCCCGCUACUCCGCCGUCCGCCUCUCCGCCUCCUCCGGCGCCGGCGCUGCAGCGGCCGGCCCACGGAAUCCAUGGGCAACAUGACCCGCUCAGACUCGCCCGUCUCCCGCCGCAUCGUCCUCUCCUUCCUCGACUUCCUCAACUCCGUCGAGUUAGCUCCUGGGGUUGAUCCUGAAGCUCUUGAAGUUGCUAAGGAUUGCCUGGAGUCCAUUUUUAGUGUUAACUCAUCAGCCACUCGUGAGGCGAUACAGCCAGGACUGUUGCUUGAGCUAUUUGCUUCUCUGGAAGCAAAUGAAAGAGACCGGGCAAGAGCUGCUUUGCUGUCACAAUCUGUAUCAAACAAGCCAUCUCAAAAUGCGGGUACAUCUAAUGUCGAAGAAGACCCAAACAAAUGCACAACAUCAGAUAGUGACAGUCAGAUGGAGGAUACAUUUGACCUAGAUCAUUCAGGGGAUGAACUAUUUGCAAAAUUUUAUGCUGCACUUGAUGAAAUCAAUUUCUUUAAGACAUCACCUGCUGGAGCUGAAGAUCCUGGCCUACUUUCAAAAGCAACACAAUACUUUAAUGAUGCAUUACUGGCGAUGCAGAAGUCAGGAACGAAAAAGGCAAGCUUAGUAGACCUUGCAGAGUCCUUUAAAUCAAGAGGUAAUGAAUUCAUGAGAUCAAACCAACACCUUAAAGCGGUAGAGCUGUACACCUGUGCCAUUGCAUUGAACAAAAAAAAUGCCAUUUACUAUUGCAACAGGGCUGCUGCAUAUACCCUUCUUAAUAUGAACAAUGAAGCUAUUGAGGACUGCCUGAAGUCAAUUGAAAUUGACCCUAGCUACAGCAAAGCAUAUAGCCGACUUGGAUCUGCUUAUUUUGCUAUGGGGAAUUAUCAUGAUGCUCUGUACAAGGGAUACUUGAAAGCCGCUGAGCUUGAUCCUAGUAAUGAAAAUGUCAGGCAGAAUAUUGAGGUCGCAAAAAAGAAACUGGCUGAACAACGAGUCCCACCAGAAGGGCAGAACACACAUGCACGCCAAGCUCAAGGACCACAUCCAGUAUUUACAAGUAGUGGUGUUCCUUUCAAUCUGUUUCCACCAGGUAGUUCUCCAGGUCAAGAAUUCUUCGCUGGCUGGUCAUCUGAUAUUGGUGCACCACCACCAGGACAUUCCAUAAGUAUAAAUUUGAAUGACAUUUUUGGUCAAGCAAGUGUCAAUGCUGGCGGUCAAGGAUCAAGUCAAACAGGGAAUUCAAAUAACCAUACUCCACCUGCUUCGUUCCCAACUGGUGCUGCUGUUCCUCCCCCCUUUGCCUUCUCGGGCUCAGGCAAUGAAGGAACUCAGGCACGCCAAGCUUCUAAUGGACAUGAAGGGGAACAUGGUGAACCAGGCGUACACAGGGAUGAUGGCAUCCAUAUAAAUGUGGCUGGAGCUAGACCCGAGCAGGCUGCGGAGGCUUUGAGAGCUGUGAUGCAAAUGCUUGGGCCACACAUGACUCCACAUGAAGGUGCACCUAGAGGACCAGGUUAAUACGUGGGAAGUAGGAAAAUGUGUUAUGCGGCGUAUUGUUGAAUUGUCGUCUGCAAAAGUCUUAUACAGGACAUUAUUUUGUCUUUCCAUCCUGAUGAAGAAUGGAAUAUCUUGUGCACCUUAUAGCAGUAUGUCUGUGCUAAAAUUCCACCUUAAUGGUUGCUGGCACAUUUUGCUCAACUUACCUGUUCGGUUCAUCUUGGCGGAGAUGUAUCAUUAGCUAUGCUGAGUCUUGUUUGUUGAGAUUGUCUCGUGAUUUGUGUAUACCUGUUGGUCCAUCAUGUGAUUUAAAGCCAUUUUGCCCCCCUGUUUUUUGGCUGCUUGUUGGUUGCCAAUUGAUACUUUGAAAUAUUUGCAAGGUUGGUAGUUUUUUUUU
Molecule: messenger RNA, 1945 nt
Organism: Sorghum bicolor (sorghum)
Lineage: Eukaryota; Viridiplantae; Streptophyta; Magnoliopsida; Poales; Poaceae
Product: small glutamine-rich tetratricopeptide repeat-containing protein
Exons: 11
Coding region: 130-1569 (479 amino acids)
Biological process (GO): post-translational protein targeting to endoplasmic reticulum membrane
Cellular component (GO): membrane; TRC complex
Molecular function (GO): molecular adaptor activity; protein binding
Source: RefSeq, a predicted model, not a curated record